AUGCAGGCUAUUUUGUUGGGGCAUACUGAUUCCUACACGAAAGACAAAAUGAUGCAAGUGACCAUCGCAUACAACCAUUUUGGCGAGGGUCUUAUACAGAGAAUGCCAAGGUGUAGACAUGGAUAUUUCCAUGUGGUAAACAACGAUUACACUCAUUGGGAAAUGUAUGCAAUCGGUGGAAGUGCUAACCCUACCGUUAAUAGUCAAGGAAACCGGUUCCUUGCCUCGGGAAACCGGUUUGCUAAAGAGGUGACGAAACGGGUAGGUGCAGGGGAAGGAGAAUGGAACCAAUGGAACUGGAGAUCACAAGGAGACUUAUUGCUAAAUGGUGCCUACUUCACUUCAUCUGGAGCUGAAGCUUCUUCAAGUUAUGCUAGAUCUAGUUUAGCUGCUAAAUCAUCUUCCCUUAUAGAUAUGCUUACCUAUAGCUCUGGUGUCCUGAAAUGCAGGAUCGGUACGCCUUGUUAA
This is a messenger RNA of Brassica rapa (field mustard), 468 nucleotides long. RefSeq names its product putative pectate lyase 14. Gene Ontology annotation, molecular function: pectate lyase activity. The record is from RefSeq and is a predicted model, not a curated record. NCBI's taxonomy places the organism in Eukaryota, Viridiplantae, Streptophyta, Magnoliopsida, Brassicales, Brassicaceae.